AUGGAUCCUUCAUCAGAGGAACUACAGGAGUUUGAGCGCGCAUUCCAUAUGAUAGACCAAGAUCGAGUCGGUUCCUUUACGAGUAAAGAUUUGGGUAUUUUUAUGCGUAAUCUGGGCAUGAAACCGAUUGAGGGCGAUUUACAGUCGAUGAUCAAUGAAAUUGAUUUGGAUGGCAAUGGUACGGUUGAGUUUUCCGAGUUCCUUCUCGCAAUGUCAAUCAAAAUGUGUCAAAUGCCCAAUGACGAUGAGCUUCGCGAGACCUUUCGCGUCUUUGACAAAGAUAACAAUGGCUUUAUUACAGCAGGUCAAAUUCGCGGAGUAUUCCUAGAGCUCAAUACGAAUCUGAACGACGAAGAGAUUGAUGAAAUCUUACGUGAAGCAGACAAGGAUGAUGAUGGAGUGGUCAGCUUGGAAGAUUUCUCCAAAAUGAUGUACACUAGGUGA
This is a messenger RNA of Drosophila albomicans, 444 nucleotides long. Its product is annotated as neo-calmodulin-like. Lineage: Eukaryota; Metazoa; Arthropoda; Insecta; Diptera; Drosophilidae. Bases 1 to 444 code for a protein of 147 amino acids. The transcript has a single exon. Gene Ontology annotation, molecular function: calcium ion binding. The record is from RefSeq and is a predicted model, not a curated record.